GUUCCUUGUCCGGGGCGCUGGGUGCUGCUGCCGGGUGCUGCUGGGCGCCGGGGCGGCCAUGGAGCGGUGGCGAGAGGCGCUCUCCUUCCCGGCCUUCCGCCACCGCCUCCCCCCGGGGGCCGCCUACGGAUCGUGGGGCGGCGGCGGCGGCGGCGGGGAGAGCCCGGAGGAGCUGCGCCGCCGAGAGUUCGCCCGGCUCGGAGGAAUGACUUACCUGGACCACGCCGGAGCUACGCUGUUCCCACAGAGUUUAUUAAAGGCUUUCACUGAUGAUCUCAAUACAAAUAUUUAUGGAAACCCUCACAGCCAGAGCAUUAGCAGCAAAUUAACUUAUGACACCAUUGAACAUGUCCGAUACAGGCUGUUGCAACACUUCAAUACAACCGUCGAAGACUACACUGUCAUUUUCACUUCCGGGUGUACAGCCGCGCUCAAGCUUGUCGCUGAGGCGUUCCCGUGGGUUCCCGGAUCCCAAAAGGAGCCUGGCAGCUGGUUCUGCUACCUCAGCGACAGCCACACAUCUGUGGUGGGCAUGAGGGGCAUCACCGCUGCUCUGAACGUCUCCUCGGUCUCUGUGAAGCCUGCGGAGAUGAUGUCACGGACCACGGACUCGAGGGCGGAAGAGCUAGAUGGCCAGACGCCUCUUCUGUUCUCUUAUCCUGCUCAGAGCAAUUUUUCCGGAACAAAAUAUCCCCUCGCGUGGAUCGAAGAGAUAAAAUCGGGAAAGCUCCGCCCCGUCAGGGUCCCAGGGAGAUGGUUUGUGCUGCUGGACGCGGCCUCUUACGUCAGCACCUCCCCAUUAGACUUAAGCGCUCACCCGGCAGACUUUGUACCUCUGUCAUUCUACAAGAUGUUUGGAUUCCCCACUGGUUUGGGAGCCCUGCUGGUGAAGAAUGAAUGUGCUUCUCGCCUGAGGAAAACCUAUUUUGGAGGGGGAACCGCAGCGGCCUACCUCGCAGGGGAGGAUUUCUAUUUACCGAGACGUUCCAUAGCUGAAAGGUUUGAGGACGGAACCGUUUCUUUCCUGGAUAUUAUUGCACUAAAGCAUGGGCUCGAUAAUUUGGAGAGACUUACAGGUGGAAUGGCGAACAUAAAACAGCACACGUUUGCUUUAGCUCACUACACUUAUACGGUCCUCUCCACACUAAAGUAUGCCAAUGGGUCACCCGUAGUGCGCAUUUACAGUGAUACGGACUUCAGCGACCCAGAUGUUCAAGGUCCCAUCCUUAAUUUUAAUGUGUUGGAUGAAAAUGGAGAAAUAGUUGGUUAUUCACAGGUGGACAGACUGGCUGGGCUCUACAACAUUCACGUUCGCACAGGCUGUUUCUGCAACACUGGAGCUUGUCAGCAACAUUUGGGGAUUAGCAACGAUGACAUCAAAAAGAACCUCCAGGCCGGCCACGUCUGUGGAGAUGACAUAGAUGUGAUUGAUGGACGUCCCACUGGGUCUGUGAGAAUCUCAUUUGGCUACAUGUCCACGUUUGAAGAUGCACAAACCUUUCUGAAGUUCAUUAUUGCCACCUGGCUCUGUGGUUGCAACAUGGUUAAUUGUCCUUCUCCAGCAGAGACUGUUUCACCAGUGAUGGCAUCUCCCAGAGAAAAUGGCUUCACCUGCGACAACAAUAUUGCCAACAAACAUACUCCGAAGAGGAACAUCUUGGAGUCCCAGCUUAGCACCAGUUCUCCUCCAGGAGCAACAUCAGUCUCUCCACAGCUUGCAGAGGGGCCAUCAGAAAGGGACACAACGGAAGGUUCUGGGAAUUCAAUCGAAGUGCAACCAGUGCCAGUAGAAUGUGCAACCAAUGCCAGUCGAAUGCCAGUAACUGUCACCAACAUCUAUCUCUACCCAAUCAAAUCAUGUGCUGCCUUUGAGGUUGCACAGUGGCCCGUUGGAAACCAAGGCUUGCUGUACGACCGGAGCUGGAUGGUUGUGAAUCAAAAUGGAGUGUGCAUCACACAGAAGCAGGAGCCAAGAUUGUGCUUUGUACAACCCCAGAUUGACCUAGAGAUAAAUGUGAUGACCAUCAAGGCUGAAGGGAUGGAUCCAAUUUCUGUAUCUUUAGAAGAAGACGUUGGAACACAGAUGCCUAUUAGCCAAAGCAAAGUCUGCUCACACAGAGUUCAGACAUACAGUUGUGGAGGACGAUCGGCAGCUUGGUUUUCGGAGUUUCUGGGCCGAGAGUGCUACCUUAUCCGGCAGUGUCCAGAUGUCAAGAGAAAUGCAAAAGAGAACCAUGAAAAGGGAGAGGCCCCCGUCAUGGCUUCCUCACUCUCUUUGGUGAACGAAGCCCAGUAUCUCCUGAUAAAUCAAACAAGUGUGUUACAACUCAGCGAUCACAUCACUGCAAGACUAGGUGAGUCACUUCCCCUCCAGAAGCUGAUCCAUCGCUUCCGUGCCAACAUUGUGAUCAGCACAAACGAGCCAUUCGAGGAAGACAAGUGGGACAAUAUUGCAAUUGGCAGCCUGCACUUCAAGGUUAUGGGGCCAUGCCACCGAUGUCUCGUUAUCUGUAUUGAUCAGCAAACUGGACAACGCAACAAGGAAUUUCUUCAGAGUCUGUCUUCCACCAAAGAUAGAAAGACUAACUUUGGAAUCUACCUGAUGAAUCAUCCUGAAAGGUCAUUCUCAAUUCCAAAUACUUUGUCAGUGGGUUCUCAAGUACUUCCAGUGGAGAAGAACAUCACAUGUUCAUGGUCCCCUGAAGAACAAACUACAGGGUGACUUCACAUCACAUAUCUUCUGAAUACAAAGUGCCUUUACCAAAGAUCUGUUUGUCAGAUUUUUGUCUGUGUCUGUGACUGGAAUUAAUAAAGCCAUAUAAUUCUUCCAAA
This is a messenger RNA of Sphaerodactylus townsendi, 2832 nucleotides long. It is a transcript of the gene MOCOS, whose product is annotated as molybdenum cofactor sulfurase. Gene Ontology annotation, biological process: Mo-molybdopterin cofactor biosynthetic process. The transcript is spliced from 15 exons. Bases 59 to 2722 code for a protein of 887 amino acids. The record is from RefSeq and is a predicted model, not a curated record. Lineage: Eukaryota; Metazoa; Chordata; Lepidosauria; Squamata; Sphaerodactylidae. Gene Ontology annotation, molecular function: pyridoxal phosphate binding; molybdenum ion binding; molybdenum cofactor sulfurtransferase activity.